Messenger RNA from Diceros bicornis minor, 2709 nucleotides. RefSeq names its product protein tyrosine phosphatase receptor type R (gene PTPRR). Lineage: Eukaryota; Metazoa; Chordata; Mammalia; Perissodactyla; Rhinocerotidae. The coding region runs from base 1 to 2199 and encodes 732 amino acids. The transcript is spliced from 14 exons. Gene Ontology annotation, molecular function: protein tyrosine phosphatase activity. The record is from RefSeq and is a predicted model, not a curated record. Gene Ontology annotation, biological process: protein dephosphorylation.
AUGCCCGGGGCCGCCCACCCCGCGCCCGCCGCAGACGCCGCCCCGCGCUCCGCCCGCCCAUCUCCCCUCCCGGGGCUGAGGCCGGUGCCAGUGCCCGUGGGCGCCGCGGGCCGCCCUGCAGACGCGGCCCGGACCGGCGGAGGGACCCGGGGGCCAGGGCCCCUCGGCCAGGCGCUCCCCUCGCGACACACUCCGCCCGCGGAGGGGUCUCCUCCUCCCGUGGGCGCGAACACCAUGCGGGGGGCGGGCUGCGCCCCCGCGCUCUGCCUGCUGCUGAGCCUCCACGCCGCAGGGUGCUUUUCAGGAAAUGAUCACUUUUUGGAAAUUCAUCAGAAGAAGAGCGGAAAGUCAGCAUUCGUUUAUCACCAUGCACAAGAUAUUGAGAAGAGCCUGGAUGUAGCUCCACAAAAGAUAUAUAAACACAGCUACCACUCCUCUUCCAAAGCUCAGAUAAGCAAACGCCACCAAAUUGUUAACUCAGCAUACCCUAGACCUGCGGAUGACCCAUCGCUCAAUCUACUGGCCCUGGCUGGCCAAGAUCUUGAGGUGGAGAAUCUUCCAGUCCCGGCAGCAAAUGUAAUUGUGGUGACACUGCAAAUGGAUGUAAACAGGCUGAACGUGACCUUGCUUCAGAUAUUCCGCCAAGGAGUGGCUGCGGCAUUAGGCGUCUCCGCCCAGCAAGUCCACAUCAAUCGCCUCCUUGAAAAGAAGAACAGUGUUGAACUAUUUGUGUCUCCCGUAAACCAGAAAGCAGGAGUCUCCGAGGCUCUGCCCUCUGAGGAAGUGCUGCGCUCGCUUAAUAUCAAUGUUUUGCAUCAAAGUUUAUCUCAGUUUGGAAUUACGGAAGUCUCCCCUGAGAAAAAUGUUUUACAAGGGCAGCAUGAAGCGGACAAAAUCUGGAGCAAAGAAGGAUUUUAUGCUGUUGUCAUUUUUCUCAGCAUCUUUGUUAUUAUAGUAACGUGUUUGAUGAUUCUUUACAGAAUAAAAGAAAGGUUUCAGCUUUCCUUGAGACAAGAUAAGGAGAAAAAUCAGGAGAUCCAUCUGUCACCCAUCCCGUUACAGCCGGCACAGUCUGAGGGGAAGACGGUCAACAGCAUGGUCCAGCCUGAGCGGCCCCCGAGGGUACUGACUGUGGCCGUGGACCCUCAAGGCCGGUACGCUCCUGAGAUCAAAGCCACCGCCUCUGUCUGCCCUUCUCCUUUGAGAAUGAAGCCCAUAGGACUUCAGGAGAGACGAGGAUCCAACGUAUCUCUUACAUUGGACAUGAGCAGCUUGGGGAACAUCGAACCCUUUGUGGCUAUACCAACCCCACGGGAGAAGGUAGCAAUGGAGUAUCUGCAGUCAGCCAGCCGAAUUAUCACAAGGUCACAGCUGAGGGACGUUGUGGCAAGUUCACAUUUACUCCAAAGUGAAUUCAUGGAAAUACCAAUGAACUUUGUGGAUCCAAAAGAAAUUGACAUUCCACGUCAUGGAACUAAAAAUCGCUAUAAGACCAUUUUGCCAAAUCCCCUCAGCAGAGUGUGCUUAAGACCAAAGACUGUGACUGAUUCUCUGAGCACCUACAUUAACGCUAAUUAUAUUAGGGGCUACAGAGGCGAAGAGAAAGCAUUCAUCGCCACGCAGGGCCCCAUGAUCAACACCGUGAAUGAUUUCUGGCAGAUGGUUUGGCAGGAGGACAGUCCCGUGAUUGUUAUGAUCACAAAACUCAAAGAAAAAAAUGAGAAAUGCGUGCUCUACUGGCCAGAAAAGAGGGGCAUAUAUGGGAAAGUCGAGGUUCUGGUCGCCAGCGUAAAGGAAUGUGACAACUACACCGUUCGAAACCUUGUCUUAAAGCAAGGAAGUCACACCCAACAUGUGAAGCAUUACUGGUACACCUCGUGGCCCGACCACAAGACUCCAGACAGUGCCCAGCCCCUUCUUCAGCUCAUGCUGGAUGUAGAAGAAGACAGACUUGCUUCCUCGGGCCGAGGGCCUGUGGUUGUCCACUGCAGUGCGGGGAUAGGUAGGACGGGGUGUUUCAUCGCCACAUCCAUUGGCUGUCAACAGCUAAAAGAAGAAGGAACUGUCGACGCGCUCAGCAUCGUCUGCCAGCUUCGAGUAGACAGGGGCGGCAUGGUCCAGACCAGUGAGCAGUAUGAGUUUGUGCACCAUGCUCUCUGUCUGUACGAGAGCCGGCUUUCGGCAGAAACUGUCCAGUGAUUCUCUGAAGAUUCGCCCGACCGUCCAUCUCUGGGGGUGAGGAAUCAAUUACCCACCUGAGGCUUCUAGAAGGAGUUUCCUGAGGUGGAAGGAAGGAGAAGCCCCGACGCCACACUGCAGCACGGACUGUGGAAAACGGCAACAUAUUAGCGAUUGCCAGCCCUCGCGUAUGUGAGUGCAUUCGUGAGCCUCCCCACGCUAUGAUGGACGUCCCGAGCUGGUGGAGGUGUGACAAUGUCUCACACAGCUGUGCAGGAUUCUGUUUUGUGUCCUGACACCUGCCACACAGAGUGUGUGUAUGAAAUGCUCGGUGACACGUGUUGUCCGGUGACAACGGGAAGAGCUGCUGGAAAGAGGAUGCUUGUCUGUGUAGACGCUUCCGUGUUUGCAAACCUGCCUAUGAACAGACGUCAGCCAGUCACGCCCCUGUCCCCAGUGCUGUCACCUUCCUCAGUUACCAGAGUCUUGCCACUGAAGGUGCAAGCAAUUGAUGACAGAUUUUUAACAAAU